AUGGGUGUUCGCCAAUACUCAACGUGGGCUUUUGCCGUCGGUUGGGCCGUCAUGGUUGCCUGCGUUACGGCCAAGAACAGCACCACUGGAAGCACCACGUUUCCGACCAAAUCGGGCAUCAGGAUCUGGGUCGACCCCGCCACACCCGACGACCGUCAAACGUACACCAGUUCACGCGGUCGGCAAUGGGAUCUCGUCAUGAGCGACGAGUUCAACAUGCCAAACCGCAGCUUCCGACCUGGUCACGAUCAUAUCUGGACUUCUCUUGAGAAACCUGACGGUGUCAACGGUGCAAUGGAGCUGUACUCGCACAACAUGACUUCCACUAAGUGUGACGACGACGGAACGUGCUACUUUUACAUCAAAGCUAUCGACGAAUUCAGCGUCAUCCACGUCUACAACAUGUACAUUCAUCCUCCACAGUUCGUUGACGCCUACUUCUUCUAUCGCGCGGCGAUGGUGCAGUCCUGGAACAAGUUCUGUUACCAAGGUGGCAUGAUCGAAACGCGCGUACAACUCCCAGGCGUAACCACAUCCGAUAAUCCAGAUAUUGCACUCGGCAAGGACUCAAAGGUGAAAACGGGCAAGUACUACCCGACUUGGCCCGGUAUCUGGAUGAUGGGGAAUCUCGGUCGAGCCAUUUUCUCGGCAUCGACUAACCGCAUGUGGCCGUUCUCAUACGAUAAAUGUGAGCCUGAUCUGUUCGACCCAAGCUACCAACGUAUCAGUGCGUGCAACGACAACCCCGGCUACGGAUUGAACCCGAACCAAGGCCGUGGUGCGCCUGAGAUCGAUGUGUUAGAAGGUAGUGCGUCCCUUGUGUCGUCGUCGCUCCAGAUUGGCCCAGGCAUGCCUGAUGAAUACCGUGUUAUGGGGAUCAACUAUGGACAAGACCCACCUUCGUGUAUCUACGGCGGUACCUGUACCACCCCCGGCGCGAACUACGUCGGUGUGCCAACCGCCGUUUACAACAAACGCGGCCACAAGUCCUGGUAUCAAGGCUUGCGUUAUGCGGCAAACAACUACUGCAAGCAAGACCCCAAAGCUAAGCAGGACUACAGUACGAUCGCUGCUUCAAUGAAGGCCGGAAUUACCGAGAACACGUGCUCGGUGGACGUUUGUCCGGCAUCUACGGAUGCGUAUGGCGACCUGAGCCUGAUUGACGGCAAGGGAGAGGAUCACUGGGGUAUCAACAGCAACGGCACGUGCUAUCCGCUUUGGAACGUGUACACUGGAGCCUACUUGUGCGACCCAGACAACACAUACUGGAAGUGUGCCAAGCCUCGAAAUGCUACCACAACGCCCAAGUCGAACGCCAUGAGCCAGUUUAAUUAUCAAAUGGACGCUAUCUCGGCCAAUUGGCCUGUACAUGUUGGUGCGUACACAAACUUUGUCGUGUACCAACUUGAAUGGGUCACCGGUAAGAACGGCUACGUGCGCUGGAUGUUGGGCGGAAGCCCGUUGUUCGAGGUGCCGUCGGAGUCGAUCUGGAACGUCCCGCAGAACGCGAACAAAACGAAUCCUGAGAAGAUCAUGCUGGAGGAGCCGAUGUAUCUGAUCUUUAACGUCGCGCUGUCAAGUUCAUGGGGUGCUACACCGCCCAACCCGGGCAAAAAAUGUCGUGGUGACGGCUCCGAUGAAGAAGCCAACAAGAUUUGCGACGCCUUCCCGUUGUAUAUGAAGAUCGACUACAUCCGUCUGUACCAGGACUUGGCAGACGACCUGGAAGAAGACAACUACAUGCACGUUGGCUGUGAUCCAGAUACUCACCCUACCAAGAAGUGGAUCGACGCUCAUAUCGAUGAGUACGAGGAUGACGACAAUAAACACAAGGAGGUUGCCGGCAAAGCGUUCUGUACCGUGAAUGAUGACUGUACGAUCGGAGGUAACUUGGGUAAGACGCUGUUGAAGACGGGGAAGUGUGUAAAGGGACGAUGCGAGUGCACGUACUCAUCGUCAUGGGGCGGUCCGCGCUGCACGACAGCCAUUUCCGGCUCAACCGGUUCAUCUGGUUCGCUGGGUAAGACUCUCUCAAAGAACUCGUACGGUCCUCCGAUGGGAUUGUCGAUCGUCGUAGCCGCGAUAAUUGUGAUCCUCAGCUUCGCCUCCGUGGCAUGGUCAAUCAUUAAAGAAAACAAUGCGGCUGCCACCUUGGCGAAGAAGAAGAAAACUGCUGCGGACAUGGGGCACUACAGCAACAGCAACGAUGCGCGCCUGGAGCAGGUCAGGCACGUCACGGGUAGAGAUUCGUACGGCAACGGUCACGUUCAAGGCCACGGCAACGACAUUCACCGCCGGCCGAGGGACAACUACAGUCAAAACUUUGUGUAG
Messenger RNA from Phytophthora nicotianae INRA-310, 2331 nucleotides. RefSeq lists its product as hypothetical. Gene Ontology annotation, cellular component: plasma membrane; endoplasmic reticulum membrane. The record is from RefSeq and is a predicted model, not a curated record. Gene Ontology annotation, biological process: (1->6)-beta-D-glucan biosynthetic process. The transcript has a single exon. Gene Ontology annotation, molecular function: glucosidase activity. The coding region runs from base 1 to 2331 and encodes 776 amino acids. Lineage: Eukaryota; Oomycota; Peronosporomycetes; Peronosporales; Peronosporaceae.